AGCUGUGUGGUUUAUAUUGCAAGAUAAGCUAUGAGUCCAACGGAAAAAUCACAGACAGGCUCUGAGAUAAUUAAAUCACAUUAUUUAACCAACGAGAUGUAUGUUACAUAACAAUAAACACUGCACAAUGCAACAUAGUGAAGUCUUCUCCUUCUUCUUUCAAAUGGCGCUUCUUUCAGUUGGUAUAUGUCAGUCGUAUGACAGUUGUGAAAGAAAGAUAUUUAAAGGUGCUGGUUUGUUAAAAUGCAAUAACCUGGGAUGGAGGGUGUUGCCUCCAAAAAUACCAAGUGAUGUAUCUGUUUUAAUGAUCACAAAUCAGAUACUGGAAACCAUUGACUAUCUUUCGUUGAAAUCAAACACGUUGACAAAUCUUCGAUUGUCAGGUUGUCAAAUUCGUCGCUUGACAUCUAAUCAAUUUUCUGGCUUACCAAACUUAGGAGCAGUAGAUCUAAGCAACAACACCCUAACAGGUCUUCCUGAAAGUGUAUUUAAUCCUUGCAAGGAACUGCGAUUUCUAAACUUAUCAAGAAAUGCCAUACAUGUAAUGGAUGAAAAGGUUUUUGUGGAAAACAAAAAUCUGGUUGUUUUAGAUUUUUCUAGAAACUAUCUAACGCAUUUAAACAACAACACAUUUAAAAGCCUCGUGAAGCUCCAGUAUAUAGAUCUAUCAUACAACAAGUUGCGUGCAAUUGGUGAUCAUGCGUUAGCAGGACUUCCAAAGUUAACAAGUUUACAUUUAUCGCAUAACGAACUUGAAAAAUUGCCAUCAACCUUUGUUCAUUACGUGUCAAAAUUAGUGGUACUGCAUUUAGAUUACAACAACCUCACAACCUUUCCAUGGUUGGAUUAUAUGGAACUUUCAAAGUCUGUUUUACUGGUAUUAAAUCUACACAGUAACCAAAUAACGAACGUUCCUUUAGUGUUUGUACAAAACGUUCCUUUGAUUGAAUUUUCAAUAGGAGAGAACCCGUUAAUAUGCGACUGUUCGAUGGACUGGAUCAGGCAGGUUGAACGGAAAGCGUCCAACUCAUUUCAAGCAACCCUACAAGUGAACAUGAUCAAAUAUUAUCAACCAGACAAAAAAACGGUGAAGUGCGCUGGACCUGGAAUCUACAGCGAUGGUUAUCCAUGGGAUUUCGAAACACUCUGUGAUAUCGAUGAAUGCAAAGUCAAGUUGCAUCCAUGUGCAGCUCAUUCCACCUGUUACAACACAGCCGGUGAUUAUGAAUGUAAAUGUAAUGUUGGUUUCUAUGGUUACGGAAAGAUAAAAUGCACAGAUGUGAAUGAAUGUGAGGUUCACUCAGCACCCAAUAUAGAAAUGUUAUGCAGCAAAAAUGCGAAUUGUGUAAACACGUUCGGUAGUUAUGAUUGUAAAUGUAAGAAAGGAUUUGUUGGAGAUGGUUUUGUUUGUGACGAUAUCAACGAAUGUAGUGAUAAUAAGCUAUCAGAGUGUCCAGCUGGAGCACAAUGUGUUAACACAAUCGGAAGUUAUGUCUGCAGGUGUGAACCAGGUUAUCAUAUUCAAAAUGGCGAAUGUAGAGACAUUGACGAAUGUUUAGAAGAUCAUAGUUGUGAAAAGAAAUGCUACAACACAAUGGGUUCAUACUUAUGCAACUGCAAGGCUGGCUACAGAUACGCAGUUGAUGGAGAAUGUUACGAUAUCAAUGAAUGCUUAAUCAAAGACAUGUGUCAUACCAAUGCAGGAUGCAUCAAUACAGAGGGUAGUUAUAUAUGCAGGUGUAAGCGUGGUUUUCUUGGAGAUGGACGAAAAUGUAAAGAUGUAAAUGAAUGCUACAUUGGGUUACACCGUUGCCAUCCAAAUGCUUCGUGUACAAACACGAUUGGUAGUCACAAGUGUUCAUGUAAAGUUGGCUACAUAGGUGAUGGGGUAUACAAAUGCAUGCCGGAACAUGACGUGGUUUUGCAAGAGGUUAAAAAGAAAAUCACGACAAAUACUCCAUUUGUGUACAAUCAAAACAGUCAGCAAGGGCUGGUAAACACUUUAGGAGGUGUUAUUGGACUUCUUGUGCUGAUUGCAAUUAUUUUAACCAUAUACAUCACAAAGCCGAAGUUUUUGUCUACAUCAAAGUUAAAAGAAAAAAAAUGGUGUGCUAACAAGUCUAGGAAGAGCGUAGUAGAUGUUAAAACCACUGUAAAUGAGAAUGUAAAAAGUAAUAUUAAAGAGGGCUAAUGAGAUUUUUUUUUUUUUUUUUAGAUAGCAUUUGUUGCCAAAAAACUUAUAUGUGGAUUUUAAUUUGGCGUAGUUAAGGAUACGCGAAAUCUUUAUUAUUCGUGUUAAAAAUUUCUAUGUUCGUUGAAAUUUUUUUGUCUGUAAAAUGUUAAUAGUUUUCAAACUAAAAUAACCGAACAAAAUGUUGUAUUUAUUGUAUGUAUUUUAAAAAUUAUUUGUUUUCGAACGAAUUUUACUUUUUUGAGAAAAUAAAUAUGUAAACAGAAAUAUUUUUUA
This is a messenger RNA of Hydractinia symbiolongicarpus, 2467 nucleotides long. Its product is annotated as slit homolog 1 protein-like. The transcript is spliced from 16 exons. Lineage: Eukaryota; Metazoa; Cnidaria; Hydrozoa; Anthoathecata; Hydractiniidae. Gene Ontology annotation, molecular function: calcium ion binding; protein binding. The record is from RefSeq and is a predicted model, not a curated record. Bases 101 to 2191 code for a protein of 696 amino acids.